AUGGUUUUUAAAAGAAAGCUUUCAUUCAUUCGUCCGAAUGCAAUGGACAUGAAGGUCAUAAAAAUUCAACUUUACAAAAAAAGUACUCACAGCAUUGUUAUGAUUCCAAAAUAUGAAUGCAGGUGGCUCAGGAGAAUUAUGAACGACACAAGCAAUUUGAAUGUUUUGAUCAAUAAAUUACAGUUUUAA
Molecule: messenger RNA, 189 nt
Organism: Clunio marinus
Lineage: Eukaryota; Metazoa; Arthropoda; Insecta; Diptera; Chironomidae
Source: the annotation of a GenBank genome assembly